Biomphalaria glabrata is the source of this 8202-nucleotide messenger RNA. Its product is annotated as transient receptor potential cation channel subfamily M member 2-like. Gene Ontology annotation, biological process: calcium ion transmembrane transport. Gene Ontology annotation, molecular function: ligand-gated calcium channel activity. Lineage: Eukaryota; Metazoa; Mollusca; Gastropoda; Planorbidae. The record is from RefSeq and is a predicted model, not a curated record. The transcript has 51 exons. Bases 153 to 3962 code for a protein of 1269 amino acids.
UUUAUCAGUCGAACAAUGGAGCAACAUUUAGUGUAUUAUAAAGCGCUAUGCAAUAGAGUUCCUCAUUCGUUGUAUUGAGACAUGUAUCCAGAGAAGUUGUCUUUAUCCAAACAUCUUUAAACUGAACUUUUCCUUGGGUUGGAACAUACUCAAUGGCAUCCACGCCAGAUAUUCCUGGACUCGUGGAAGAUGAAGUCAAUGAUGCGGAUGUCAUGGAUGAGGUAACUGUUGGAACAUACUCAAUGGCAUCCACGCAAGAUAUUCCCGGACUCGUGAAAGAUGAAGUCAAUGAUUCCGAUGUCAUGGAUGAGAUAACUAAUAUACGAGAAUUGCCUUCAGUAAACACAAACCCUGACCUAGAUCUAGAAAUCGUAGAGCAGCAAAGUUCGCCACCUUCAUCACGUAAAAUGGGAACAUACUUAAUGGCAUCUACGCCAGAUAUUCCUGGACUCGUGGAAGAUGAAGUCAAUGAUUCCGAUGUCAUGGAUGAGAUAACUAAUAUACGAGAAUUGCCUUCAGUAAACACAAACCCUGACCUAGAUCUAGAAAUCGUAGAGCAUCAAAGUUCGCCACCUUCAUCACGUAAACCUCAACAACGAGCAGGACAGAGUGGAAAUGAUUUUGACAACUUAACAGAACAGACUUAUAAUGAAUCCAAGAUAAAAAUAUGUAUUCUGCCACAGAAUAGGAACAUUCCCAUUGCAAGUAUUUCCAGGGAAUGGGGAAUGAAAGGUUUGCCAAAUAUAAUUGUCAGACUGAUUGGAUCUUGCGCUGAUGAUAAGCUGGUCAAAAGAGGAUUUUUUUUUUUAACAUCUCUAGCCAAAUUUCUGACAAGUUUCAACUCCUGGCUAUUACUACAAGCUCGUGAUAAGCGUUUGUUUCAUCAAAUUCUUGACUUAUUGGAGAUGACUGGAGUUGAUAAACGAAGUCUGAUAUCAGUGCUUCAAGAGACACCUGACAAAGUCAACAACAUUCUAAGUGCACAAACGACACAGUUUAAGCAGGACUUGGACGUGAGAGCUUCCCUUUAUUCUGACCACAUGAAUACAUGUAUCAAACAAUAUGUCAUAGCUGCAAGCUUUCCAGAGAUCAGUACAGAUCACUUCGAGUGCAUUCUCUUCUAUUGUGGGACAUUGACGGACCUACAUUCUAUCAGCAACUAUGUUGGAUGUUCAAAACCUUUGAUUAUUUUAAAGGGUUCCGGCGGAAUCGCUGACGUGUUGGCCGACUGUCUCGAUACUUCAACUACAAAAAGCUAUUGGGACAUUUUAUCUGCAUAUAUUGAGACCGACCCAAGAGAAAAAGGACUACACGACAUUCAAAGCAUUAAAUUAUACGUUUCUCUGGUCAACACAAUUUUACAAAAAGUUGCAAAGUCUUUUCAAGUUAUAGAUAUUGGUCAGGCUUUUGAUAAAACUAAAUUAGGUCAAGUAUUUCUUUCCUCGUUUACAGGUGAUAAACUACUCGGACAAUCUGGCACAGACUUGAACUUUAGAUUUCUGAAGCUAUGCCUGAUUUUGAACGAGCUUGAAAUCGCUAUAAUCGAUGGGAAGCUACGUAACUUAGCUAGACUUCAUAGUCUUGAAACAAAGCGCAAAGAGUUUGUUAAAUUAGCCUUGCGACUAAACAAUUAUAAGUUUAUUCAGUACUUAGUGAAUCAAGAGCCAAGCAACAAGACUUGUCUAACUGAGGAUGUUUUGUCCGAGGCUCUAAAUGAAAACACAGAAUUGGAGAGGGUCCGAGAGAGGAUCAAGAAAAUGUUGAAUAUUGAAACAGAUGAAGUUGUACACAAAGAUUUGGAAUUCUUGUUCAAAGAAACAGUUCUUGCCAAUUGUUUUGAGCUCUCUCAAUUGUUGUGGCAGAAAGUUCAGGCCCCAACAGGAGCUGCAUUGUACGCUUAUGGCUGUCUUAGUGUCAUGAAAUCAAUGGAGACAGAGGAAAAUAAAAGACAAGAAAUUGCUACAAAAAUGAUAGACUUUGAGACAAUGGCCUGUGAAACUCUCAGACGGACCUACGCCCUGAAACCAGAGCAGGCCAUUCAGUUGUUAAGUGUCAAAAUGUCAAAGUGGGGCAACAUGUCCUGUCCAAUACUUGCCCUAAAAUUUGGAGCCAGAAGGUUCCUUUCAGAAAGUGCAUGUCUUAAGUUCACAUAUAAUACAUGGACCCGAGGCAAACCUUUAGAAACAUUGCGUGGGGAAGAUGACAAUGAAUGCGCCUAUUGUCAAGGUACACUAAGGAAAUCUGCCAACAUUGUCAGUCUGGAGUGCAGAAAAUGCCAAGUAAGAGAGAAAUUUCCUCCCAAACUUCUGCUAAUAUUUCGCUUUAUAGGUCUGACACUGUUUUUACUGUUGUACUCCGCACUGCUCAUCUCUUAUCUUGAUGCCAAAACUUUUCAUUGGUUGGAAUUUCUGCUCCUGGCCUGGAUAGUUACAUUCUUUUUAGAAAUUAUUAAUCAGCUGGUCCGUAACAAAGCUCUUGGUUACAGCGACUUGUAUCUAUGGAUAGAACUAGUUUCAGUUCUAUUGUAUGUACUCGCCUGGAUUGUACGUCUAGUUGGAUAUGUGUAUCCUGAGACUAAGGAAUGGAUAUUUUCCGCUAGAAUUCUGUUUAGUGUAGACUUUGUUGGAUUCUCUGUCUGCCUCCUAGAAGUUUGUUUUACUCAAAGAUUUCUGGGACCCUUGUUGUUGACUGUGUUUAAAAUGAUCAAAAUCUUAAUACAGUUUCUAAUUAUUCUGAUGAUAAUUUGUUUUGCCUACGCCGUAGCCUCAGAGUCCAUUAUAUACCCUAACACAAACAUGAGCCCAAAACUUUAUUUUUUUGUCUUCAGAAAAGCAUUUUGGGCAAUUUUCGGCGAAUUUUCAAUGGAACAGCUCAAUCCAGAAAAUGGAUCUUGUAACGCUGAUCCCAACGCCUAUACUGACUUCGGAGAAGUAAGAUGCCCAGACAAUAGCGGGAAAUAUUUCAUGUUCCCACUGCUAGGAGCUUAUCACAUCUUCGUGAAUAUUUUGCUUCUAAAUUUAAUUAUUGCAAAAUUUAAUUCCAUCAUUGAGUCAGUUGAGGUCAUGGCCAGGCAGAUUUGGAAUCAACAGUUCACACAGAUAACAUUGAAAUAUUGCAAGGUCAUUUUCCCACCAGGACCAUUCCUCGUGUUGUGUUUUAUUUUAUGGAUCUGUAGGACACGAGAUUUUAAUAAACCUUUUGAACAAGAACUCCCAGUUGCUGUUGUUGUUGAAUUAACUCAGACUGAAGAUGAUGUCCGCUAUAAAUAUCUACAAGAUAGAAAUGCACAACUCAAAAACCAAGUUGCUGAUGUACAGUGCAAUGGUCGAAUCAUUUGUUUACAUAAAGACAGAAAACAAUGUACAGCAGAGACACAAACAGAAUUGAAUGUAAAAAACAAUUCCUUGCAGACGGAUGAUAUUUAUUUUUCCACAACAGAAACUCAAACUAGUUAUCACCAAGACAACGAAACCCAAACUCCUGUCUAUAAAGUUACUAGUACAGAAGUCGGCACUCACCAGGGAACAUUCAAUAGUAAAACACAGACAGAAAUCAUUCCCACUCUGAAGUCUGGAACACAAACUGAAACAAUGACCACCUCCAGUGUGUUAACUGAAACAGAUCCACCUUUGAUCAAACAGACACAGACUCUAGCUGCCUAUAAUGUCAGGGAUAAGUGUCUAGGCAGAGAUGCAUCGUGCAGUCAAGAAACACAAGCAGACCAAUGUCACUUUGAGGACAAAGAAGUUCAGUCCUCUCGUAUUACUCAAAGUGAACACCCAACCCAAACAGAGACACUGACUAAAGAACAGGAAACAAUGACCAUGCGGAACACAUUACCCAAAGAAGCACAAACAGCUACCAUUUACUUGGUGGAGAGAGAAGUUCAAACCAGUAUAAAUCUGACAAAAAAAACACAAACAGAACAUAAAUAUUUUGCAGUGGUAAAGCCUCCUCGUUAAGCGCUUUUAAGUUUGAUCAAAAGUUGUACAGAUGAAAGACUUCGUGGGAUGCUACAUUCAUUGUUAUUGCUCAAGAUUACCUUAGGCUGAUGUGUGUUGUCAUUCUUGGCUCAUUUAAAUAUAUAUAUAUAUUACAAUUUCGAAACCGUUAGUUCCCCGUGGCCUAGGAUUAUUGUAUGAUAUAUCUGUGCGAUGGUGUUAAUGUUUGGGUAUUACUGAAUAUUUGUAGUUACAACGUGUCAAGUUAAGUUCAUCACGUCAACAGUUGAAAAAAGAACGUAAAGAAUUAAUAACAUGUUUACCAAAACAAAAACACAUGAUGUGGAAGAUAAUGUUGUGACUCUGAAGAAAGUAUUUUCACUGCAAUUUCUAGUUCGUGGAAAAUGGUUUCACUUGUUUUAAAGCAAGAUGGUAUUUAUACCAUGAAAGGGAGGCAAGUUUUCUUUUCUUUCACAAACAUACUUAUUUGUGAUUACUUCCCUUAGAACAGUCUGGAAUAAUUUGGUUGGCUUACUUGGCUUACUAGCAUAGGCGUAGCUAAUGAGGGGGGGGGGGGGUUAAGGGCUCAAAUCCCUAUAUUCCAUGAGCGUAGCCAAGAGAGGUUUGAAGUUAAAACCUCUCCAAUUGAAAAAAAAAGCUAAAGGAAAAUGACAGUAAACAAAGUCCAUGAGCCAAGGUGGAUUUUGAGUUUAGCCCCCCCCCCCCCUCCUUUUUUUCCGAUAUAAAGAAAAGCAAAGCUACAAUCACUGAAUCCCAUGAGCGUAGCCUAAAGACAUUUUGUGGUUAACCUUUUUCAUCCAAUAAAAAAACUUAAGCAAAACUAUAUUUACCAAUUUCUACCAUUCCCUGGGUUCUAUUAUUAAAGUACAGUUAAUAACAGAUUUCAUAUUCGACCACAAGUUUUUAAUAGAGGAGUAGCAUAAUAAUGCACUGUAGAUAUCUUAAAAUAUGUAUUUUGUUUUAGUUUCAAAUACCAGAAAUAAUGCUCACUGCGCUUCCCCAAACCCCCUAGCUGGCAGGGGGAGGUUGUCUACGGUUGUUCCAUUAACUCCAGAAACAUCACAUUCUGAUAGAACGAUGGGACUGAAUGUAAUGAACAUUAAUUGCCUACACACACACACAUAUAUAAACACAUAUAUAAAUAUGUGUGUGUUGGAGAAAGGGAAAAAAAUAUCCCUCAACCCAGCCCCUACCUCCUAAAAUAAUCCUGGCUACGCCCAUACUUAACAAAAGAAAGGUAAAGUUCCCCUUUUCAGACUCAGUCGUCUAUAGGGCGAUGAUGUCAGAUGGAUAUGUUCGGAAUUUGUUGCUUCAGGUCUAACAUGAUGUCUCUAAAACAAAAUCCUCUAAGCUACUUCGCCAGUUUGAUUUGCACAUUGUACGUUUCCGGGUUAAGUCAUUCUAGUGAUGAGAAACAGUUCAUGAAGAAGUAACUUCCAAAGUCAGCCUUGGGCCAAGCUACUCUGAUCAAGGAACCAAGACAUUGUCUUUACCAUUCUCAAAAGUUGCAUCCUUUCUAAGAAAAUACCAUCUCUUUGUACGACUAACUCUUUGUACGACUAACUCUUUUAUUUCUUAUUGUUGUUGUUACCAACACUUACUAGGACUAAGCUACAACCAUUUGUAUUUGCAUAUAUCUUUAUGUCACUAACAGUGUAUCCUAAUGAUAGGAGACACUUCUUGAAUACCAACCAUUGAAGUAGACAUACUAGUCUGUUAUAUAUUAACUAUGAACUAUACAAACAUAUUGAAACGUUGAGAUUGGAGACAGUCACCACAACAAGGACACAAGUCUCAUGCCAACCUGAGCGGUAUAGGCAGUCCAACUUACAGAAAUCAACAAUUUAAUUAUUUGUUUUAAAUAACACUUUGAAUUAAUGUCAUCAUAGCUGAAUGACUGACUCUUGUAUUCAUCGGGGUGUGAAUAGGAUUCACAAGGUUAUAGCAUAAUGUCAUUCUCAAGGUUAUAGCAUAAUGUCCUUCACAAGGUCAAUGCAUAAUGUCCUCUCCAAGGCUAUAGCAUAAUGUCAUUCACAAGGUUAUAGCCUGAUGUCCUUAACAGGGUUGUAGCAUAAUGUCAUUCACAAGGUUAUGACAUUAUGUCAAAAGUAUUUGGGAAGCAGUUUUUCUCAAAUGAUUCCUAAUCUUUGUUAUUCUUUCGGUCGUAAUUUCCUAUAAUAAAGAAACAUUUUGUUUCUAAAGAAGUGCUGUAUGUAACAAUGGAGAUACUUGAUUUUGUUUCUAAAGAAGUGCUGUAUGUAACAAUGGAGAUACUUGAUUUUGUUUCUAAAGAAGUGCUGUAUGUAACAAUGGAGAUACUUGAUUUUGUUUCUAAAGAAGUGCUGUAUGUAACAAUGGAGAUACUUGAUUUUGUUUCUAAAGAAGUGCUGUAUGUAACAAUGGAGAUACUUGAUUUUGUUUCUAAAGAAGUGCUGUAUGUAACAAUGGAGAUACUUGAUUUUGUUUCUAAAGAAGUGCUGUAUGUAACAAUGGAGAUACUUGAUUUUGUUUCUAAAGAAGUGCUGUAUGUAACAAUGGAGAUACUUGAUUUUGUUUCUAAAGAAGUGCUGUAUGUAACAAUGGAGAUACUUGAUUUUGUUUCUAAAGAAGUGCUGUAUGUAACAAUGGAUAUACUUGAUUUUGUUUCUAAAGAAGUGCUGUAUGUAACAAUGGAGAUACUUGAUUUUGUUUCUAAAGAAGUGCUGUAUGUAACAAUGGAGAUACUUGAUUUUGUUUCUAAAGAAGUGCUGUAUGUAACAAUGGAGAUACUUGAUUUUGUUUCUAAAGAAGUGCUGUAUGUAACAAUGGAGAUACUUGAUUUUGUUUCUAAAGAAGUGCUGUAUGUAACAAUGGAGAUACUUGAUUUUGUUUCUAAAGAAGUGCUGUAUGUAACAAUGGAGAUACUUGAUUUUGUUUCUAAAGAAGUGCUGUAUGUAACAAUGGAGAUACUUGAUUUUGUUUCUAAAGAAGUGCUGUAUGUAACAAUGGAGAUACUUGAUUUUGUUUCUAAAGAAGUGCUGUAUGUAACAAUGGAUAUACUUGAUUUUGUUUCUAAAGAAGUGCUGUAUGUAACAAUGGAUAUACUUGAUUUUGUUUCUAAAGAAGUGCUGUAUGUAACAAUGGAUAUACUUGAUUUUGUUUCUAAAGAAGUGCUGUAUGUAACAAUGGAGAUACUUGAUUUUGUUUCUAAAGAAGUGCUGUAUGUAACAAUGGAGAUACUUGAUUUUGUUUCUAAAGAAGUGCUGUAUGUAACAAUGGAUAUACUUGAUUUUGUUUCUAAAGAAGUGCUGUAUGUAACAAUGGAGAUACUUGAUUUUGUUUCUAAAGAAGUGCUGUAUGUAACAAUGGAUAUACUUGAUUUUGUUUCUAAAGAAGUGCUGUAUGUAACAAUGGAGAUACUUGAUUUUGUUUCUAAAGAAGUGCUGUAUGUAACAAUGGAGAUACUUGAUUUUGUUUCUAAAGAAGUGCUGUAUGUAACAAUGGAGAUACUUGAUUUUGUUUCUAAAGAAGUGCUGUAUGUAACAAUGGAGAUACUUGAUUUUGUAUUGUUUUUAUUAUGCCUAAACUUUACACAUUUGAUAUUAUUAUGAAAUAAAAUAAAAUGGUGGAUUGGAAUAUAAAUUUGAAUAUAUUUUCUUUUCGUUGAAGAUUCUAAUUGUUACAAAAAUUAUUCUUACAAAGACAGCUUUAGAAUUUAAUCCAUAAAUAUAUACCAGAUAUUGUUUACCUAAUUUAAAAAAGUAAUAUCAGUGUUUAAAAUAUUCCAGCUACAUAUAGUCCUAAAUAAAUGAAGAUGACUAUGCGUCCUAGUAUUUAUAUCACACUUGAAUCAAUGCAGGCGGCACUAGCCGUUGACGUAUGUGUGGUCAUGGUUAAGAAUGUCUAGACCUCCAGACCAAAUACAAUGUUAGAAAAUAGCACUUUGAAAAAUUAUAAUGGCUAAACCAGAAUUUUCCCUGAAUUAGCUAUUAAUUUUUUUUUUCCAAAGAUAUACAUAAACUGUCAAAUUUUGCAACCUGAUAUGUGGAAUUGAUAAAAAAUGUUAAAAUGUAAUAUUCAUGUUUCUCUGUCUGUUUUAUUAUUUAACCUUUUUUACCUUUUAUCUGAAAUAUUUUAACCAAUUCUAUUAUUGCAAAUACAAAUAGACCUAUAUUUAACAAAUAAAUCAUACCAGGCUACAAUGGAUACAAAUAUGUCAUGCUCCUUAUUUGAAGUUAUUAAAUUUUCAUUUAAAUAAUUA